AUGAAGACGACGCGCAGGGGACGGCCGUUCGCCAAGGACACGCACGACCUCUUCGCCACGCUCAUCGUCUCGCUGCAGCUGCAGACGCACCGCCAGUACUUCAAGACGUACCACAACUCCUUCACCACCGAUGAGGCUGCCGAGAACCUCGCCGCGCUGAAGUUCUCGCAGAGCAACCGCGCGCCAGAUCCGAAGGAGCCAAGUCGCGUCGUCACGACGACGACCACGACGACGUUCAGCAUGAACCGCGACAUGGCCAAGGGCAUCUGCCAGCACUUCAUGGACGCGCGCCUCAUCGAGAAUGCGGCGGACCAGGGCAGCAGCAUCUUCAAGGACAAGGGUGUGUACCUCAUCACGCCCAAGGGCCUGCACAUCCUCGAGCGCUUCAUCACCAAGAACGGCAUCAACGGCGAGCACCUGCUCAAGGUGUUCAGCUCGCAGCCCAUCUGCAUGAAGCUGCUGCACCUCGAGCGCCGCUCGCACGACGACGAGCUGCUAAUCAACCGGCCCGUCAUCGAGGUCAUCUUCCGCCGCUUCGUCGGGCGGCAGCCCAACUACCCGCCCACCGCCGCCGGCGCCUCCUCCGACGGCGCGGCGCCGUCCGAGGGCGACUUUGACCGCACGAUGGGCAUCGAGAUGCAGGACAUCAUCGACAAGAUCAAGCCGGCCAAGGGCGGCUCGGCGACGCGCGUCAUGAAGCACUGCUUCUCAGCCAUUGCCGCACUCGACUGGCUCUGCGACUUCACCACCAUCUGCGGGCGCGACGAGGCGGCCGAGGUUGCAGCACACUUUGUGCGGCUCGGGCUCAUCGAGCUCGUCAUGGACCGCAGCCGCAAGGACUCGGACGAGCACGCCAACAUUGCCGUGCGCGGCGACGACGGCAGCGGGCGCAUCACCGAGGGCGAGUUCCGCUGCCACUACAAGGCCAUGUACGGCUGCACGGACCGCGGGCGCGGCGUGGCGCGCUGGCCCGGCUAUGCGCACCUCGCCGAGAUGCAGCAGACGCAGAGCUUCCACUCGGGCGCGGGCCUCGAGGAGGACAUGCAGCACGCGCUCAACAUCAGCGGCGCCAACAGCGGCGCAGACGGCGGCAGCACGGCCUCGGGCAAGCCAGACGGCAGCAAGAACGGCUCGGCGGGCACGGAGAACUCUGGCUCGAACGGCGGCCUUGCGCGGCGGCCGUCGGCCAGCGAGCGGCUACGCAGUGAGUUCGUCGCGCACGGCGGCAACGGCGCGUCGUCGAGCCAGCCCAGCUUGCACCUGGGCGACAGCAUCACGACGGGCGGCCCCGGCGGCUCGUCGACGUACAACUCGCGCGACAGCAACACGAACCGCCUGAAGCAGAUCCUCGAGGAGCCGGCGCUGCGCAGCCUCUUCCGCGAGUUCCUCAAGCAGAACUUCUGCGAGGAGAACCUGAGCUUCUGGCUCGACGUGCAGGACUUCAAGCGGCGCUUCCACACGACGAGCAGCGCCGUGGCCGUGCGGCCAGGCGCGCCAGGUGCCGAUGCCAAGGGCUCGAGCGCAGGCGGCGGCAUGGCCAGCGCCGUCGGGCGGCGAUUGGGCCGCGGCGGCCAGAGCUCCAGUACGAACCAGUACGGCUUCACGGCGAUGGAGCGGCAUCAGCAGGACCUGAUCGCGAUGGCCUUCGUCAUCUACAACACCUACCUGGCGCCCGCCUCGCCGUGCGAGCUGAACAUCGAGCACAACCUGCGCGCCGACCUCGUCGCCUACAUGAACAAGGUCAUCAGCGACGCCAAGGGCCCGGGCGGCGAGGGCGUCGAGAGCGUCUCGGCGCAGGAGGUGCGCGGCCAGACGCAGGGCUUCAACGCGUCUGCGCCGGGCAGCAGCCAGGGCCACGGCAGCGGCGGCGUCGGCGGCCUGGAGGAGCGGCGCGCGGCGGUGCACGCGUCGAUGCCCAAGGCGCCGCUGCACGCCAGCCAGCUGCAGACGAUGGUGCGCCUGUACGAGCGCAUCCAGGACCACAUCUUCCGCCUCAUGGCCACCGACUCGGUGCCGCGCUUCAUCAAGGAUGCACGCUUCCUCAGCCUCGUGCGCAGCGUCGAGGAGUACACCGAGGCGCUCGAGAGCGGCCGCCUGGACCCCAACGACUCGAGCGGCCCGGCCAUUGGCAAGGCCGUCGUCGACGCCAUGGAGCUGGGCGAGAUGCGCGCCUCGGCCGCCACGAGCGCAGCGCCGCUCCGCGUGGCCAGCUCGUCGGGCGGUCCGAUCGCCAAGUAG
Messenger RNA from Tilletiopsis washingtonensis, 2238 nucleotides. Its product is annotated as regulator of G protein signaling superfamily. NCBI's taxonomy places the organism in Eukaryota, Fungi, Basidiomycota, Exobasidiomycetes, Entylomatales. The record is from RefSeq and is a predicted model, not a curated record. The transcript has 2 exons. Bases 1 to 2238 code for a protein of 745 amino acids. Gene Ontology annotation, biological process: intracellular signal transduction.